AUGUCAGAGGCCUUCGACAUCCCUCGUUCCACAUGCAACAAUUUGGUCCACUGGAUCAGCAGCGACAUUCAGCAAGUUUUCUGGAGAUUCAUCCGUUUGCCCAACAGGGAUGAGCUGGAGGAAAUCGGGGCUGGGUUCCAGCAGUUGGCUGGUCACCCAGCUUUCUGCGAAGUGGCAGGAAGCAUCGACGGAUGUCAUUUUCGCAUCAUGCCCCCUGGACAAUUUGGAGCAGACUUUUUUAACAGAAAACUGUUCCACCCUGUCCAGUUUCAGGCCAUUGUGGACCACAAAGGAAGCUUCCUGGAUGUGCAUGUCAGUUUCCCUGGCUCCGUGCAAGAUUCGCGGGUCCUCAGGUGCAGCCCUGUGUACGUGCACCAGCUGUACCCUCAUCCAGGAUGAUGCCUGUUAGGGGAUGGGGGUUAUUCCUGCAUUUCUGAACCGCUUACCCUCAUCACCCCAUUCAGGGAGCAUUUGAGGAAUCCCACCCAAGAGAGGUUCAGUGCCAGGCAUUCUUGGGCCAGGAGUGUGGUGGAGAGGGCAUUUGGAGUACUGAAAACCAGGUGGCGCUCUAUAUUUCUCAAGGCCCUGGAGGUGAAGGUUGACUUCGUUUCAGAGGUCAUUGUGGACUGCCUUUUCCUCCACAACCUCUGCCUCGGGCACAGGGACGUUUGGAGCCAGGGGACAGUGAAGAGGUUGAUGGGGAUGAAAACUGUGUGGCAGCAGCUCAUGACCCGGCACAACAGACUGGUGACGCCCUCAGGGAUCGGAUGGCAGCAACAAUAUCAGUUCCUGAGGAGCAGAUCCGUGCACUGA
Molecule: messenger RNA, 813 nt
Organism: Xyrichtys novacula (pearly razorfish)
Lineage: Eukaryota; Metazoa; Chordata; Actinopteri; Labriformes; Labridae
Source: the annotation of a GenBank genome assembly